AAAUUCUACGAAGAGCGUUUGCGAAGAAGGCCCAACUAAUUCAACCAAUUGGAUACAAGAAAUACUUACGUGUCACUCUCCCAUUGGUCCACACGACGCAAACAGAAUUUCCGUAUAAAACUACAACUCUUACAUCACACAGUAACUCGUUUCUCGCUCCACACACCCUCUCCGAGUCAGUCUAGCACCGAAGAGUGAGAUCGUAGAACUAAACAACCAACCGAUGGCAAAAACGACGUCGUUGCUUCUAUGUGCACUAUGUCUCUUUGCUACUCUAUCUCUUAUCCAGGCAAAGAAGCCGAAGGAGGAUUUGAAGGAAGUGACUCAAAAGGUUUUCUUUGAUGUUGAGAUUGAUGGAAAGUCUGCAGGUCGUAUUGUAAUUGGACUUUUUGGGAAGGCAGUUCCAAAAACUGCAGAAAACUUCCGAGCUCUUUGCACAGGGGAAAAGGGAGUUGGUAAAAGUGGAAAGCCCCUUCAUUACAAAGGUAGCUCAUUCCAUAGAAUUAUACCUAGCUUUAUGAUCCAAGGAGGUGAUUUUACACACGGCAAUGGUAUGGGCGGAGAAUCAAUUUACGGAGAGAAGUUUGCUGAUGAGAACUUCAAGCUAAAGCAUACCGGACCAGGAUUUUUAUCAAUGGCAAAUGCUGGUCCUGAUACCAAUGGUUCACAAUUUUUCAUUACAACUGUAACAACUAGCUGGUUGGAUGGAAGACAUGUUGUUUUUGGAAAGGUGCUUUCAGGAAUGGAUGUCGUUUACAAGGUUGAAGCUGAAGGAAAUCAAAGUGGAACUCCUAAGAGCAAGGUUGUGAUUGCUGAUAGUGGUGAACUACCUCUGUAAAUGCAUCCAUCCUUGUUGAAGAUGUUACAUUUUUAAGUGGAACUCCUAAGAGCAAGGUUGUGAUUGCUGAUAGUGGUGAACUACCUCUGUAAAUGCAUCCAUCCUUGUUGAAGAUGUUACAUUUUUAAUUUCCAUUCCACCGACAGGACUACUUAUCUUUUAUAAUCAUGUACUGUUAUGUCAACAGUUAGUUCUGUCUUCAUGAUUUCUAGAAGAUGAAAUUUCGUCUUAAUGAUAAUAGAAAAAAUGGCAGUUGUUAACAUGAAA
Molecule: messenger RNA, 1105 nt
Organism: Lathyrus oleraceus (garden pea)
Lineage: Eukaryota; Viridiplantae; Streptophyta; Magnoliopsida; Fabales; Fabaceae
Product: peptidyl-prolyl cis-trans isomerase CYP20-1
Exons: 7
Coding region: 224-838 (204 amino acids)
Biological process (GO): protein folding; protein peptidyl-prolyl isomerization
Cellular component (GO): cytoplasm; intracellular membrane-bounded organelle
Molecular function (GO): cyclosporin A binding; peptidyl-prolyl cis-trans isomerase activity
Source: RefSeq, a predicted model, not a curated record